Linum tenue is the source of this 1971-nucleotide messenger RNA. NCBI's taxonomy places the organism in Eukaryota, Viridiplantae, Streptophyta, Magnoliopsida, Malpighiales, Linaceae. The record is from the annotation of a GenBank genome assembly.
AUGGCAGAUUUGGAGAAUCUGCUGCUGGAAGCAGCUGGAAGAACUGGCAAUGGAGGAGGAAGAAACAGAAACUCUCGGCCAUCCUCUAGGAGAAGAGGUGGCGGCGGUGAGGGUUCGUAUCCCGACGAUGGAAGCGACUCUAGGGACGAAGAUUCCGAUGAUGAUGACCGUGGAUACCCGAGCAGCAGGAAAAAACCAUCCGGAUCCCAAGUCCCUCUCAAGAAACGUAUGGAUGCAGCUGAAAAGGACGACGACGAUGAUGAACAGAACAGCCAGGAAGAAGAAGAACCAGGUUACGAUGACAACCGGAGGAACUCUGAUCAUGAUAGCGACGAGUCGGAUGUAGGGUCGGAUCUCUACAAAGAUGAGGAAGACCGGAGGAAACUCGAGCAGAUGUCGGAACUCGACAGGGAAAUGAUCUUGACGGAACGUGCAGACAAAAAGGGUGACAAGAAUCUAACCGAGAGGAUCCGUUCCAAACGUGAGAAGGGCAGCACGAAAGAUACUCCGCCACCAACUGCUCAAGCAUCAUCUCGCGGGGUGCGGUCUUCAGCUCGAUCGGCUGACAGAUCAGCUGCGCAAAAUGAUGCCUUGAAUGAGCUCAAAGCCAAACGACUUCGGCAGCAGGAUCCUGAGGCUCACCGGAAGAGACUUCGUGAAGCUUCUUCGUCUGGUGGUCCUACGCCAGCUAAGCGAAAGCCAUUCACCUCAGCAACGAGUUUGAGCAGCUCGAGCCAGAGUGACAGCGAGAGUGGGUCGCGCAGUGACAAUGAAGAGUCGACCGGGAUGGGGGACAGUGAUGAUGAGAGGGAUGGUGCGCCAUCAUAUGAAGACAUAAGAGAGAUCACCAUUCGAAGAUCAAAGCUUGCUAAGUGGUUGAUGGAGCCGUGGUUCGAUGACCUGAUCGUGGGUUGCUUUGUACGAGUCGGGAUAGGAAAGUCGAGAUCCGGACCCAUAUACCGACUCUGCUUAGUGCGGAACGUCGAUGCUGCUGACCCUGAUCGUCCAUACAAGCUCGAGAACAAGACCACAUAUAAGUACCUCAAUGUCGUAUGGGGUAAUGAGAGCUCGGCUGCACGUUGGCAGAUGGCUAUGAUUUCAGACUCAUUACCAACUGAAGAAGAAUACAAGCUGUGGAAGAAGGAAGUUGAAAAGACAAAUGGGCGAAUGCCAAGCAAGCAAGAUAUCUUGGAGAAGAAGGAAGCCAUCAAGAAGUCAAAUUCAUACGUUUAUUCUGCCGCCACCGUGAAGCAAAUGCUGCAGGAGAAGAAGUCCGCAUCGACAAGACCUUUGAACGUGGCUGCAGAGAAGGAUCGGCUGAGGAGAGAGAUGGAGGUGGCGGCGGGUAGGAAUGAUUUGGCUGAGGUGGAGAGGAUCCAGGCUAGGAUUCGUGAGCUGGAAGCUUCACGGCUCGCUCAGGAAGUGGACAAGAAGGCCGUGAAGCUGGCCGAGAUGAACAGAAAGAACAGGGUGGAGAAUUUCAGAAACGCUUCCGAGCUCAAACCGGUUAAAUCCGGGUUGAAAGCAGGGGAAGCCGGGUACGACCCAUUCUCAAGGCGGUGGACUCGGUCGAGAAACUACUACACCGGUCAGAACGCUGCUGCCGCAGCAGCAGCAAAUGAGGCCGCCGCUGCAGAAGCUGGUGGGAGUGGAGUAGCUGCAGCAGGCGUGAAGGGUGAGGCGGUGACAGCAGCAGCUUUAGAAGCAGCGGCAGGCGCUGGCAAGUUGGUAGAUACGAGCGCACCGGUCGAUCAAGGCACGGUGUCGAAUGCUCUGCAUGAUUUCGAGCUGCCGAUAUCGUUGGAUGCCCUGCAUAGGUUCGGGGGUGCCAAGGGUGUCGAGAAUGGGUACAUGGCGAGGAAGCAGAGGAUUGAAGCUACGAUUGGUGUUCAGGUCCCCGAGAAUGAUGGCCGCCGGCAUGCUCUGACGCUGACUGUGAGUGACUACAAGCGGCGAAGAGGGCUUCUGUGA